AUGAAAAAGUCAAAAGCCGAGAACAAGCAUCAACAAACAGGAUACACCAACCACCCGUCACAUGUUGAUAUGGUCUUGGAAGUAAGCACCAGGCACACCACUCCACUGCAGGGCGUUCGUUCUCCUCUCCCACUCCCACUCCCAAUCCCCCCCCCCCCCCUUUGGCGUGUAUGGAUGCAUGCAUGCUCUCUUCGCUUCGCUCGCAUGCAAAAUCCCCACACGGGAGCGCCGAACCAUUGGGGCCACUUUGCGAUAGACAAGAGUCCCCCGGUCAAUAAUCCUCUGUCUAUGAUACAGAACCAGCAAUAA
Messenger RNA from Blastomyces dermatitidis ER-3, 309 nucleotides. RefSeq lists its product as uncharacterized. The transcript has a single exon. The record is from RefSeq and is a predicted model, not a curated record. Bases 1 to 309 code for a protein of 102 amino acids. Lineage: Eukaryota; Fungi; Ascomycota; Eurotiomycetes; Onygenales; Ajellomycetaceae.